GGUUCCCGUUGGUUCCCUUUCCCGCGGUUGCCCGGCGCUGCCGGAAGCGCGCCCGGAAGCGCGCGGGGAGCGGGCGCGGAGCGGAGCCCGCCGGAGCCCGCCUGGCCAUGCCGCUGCUGGAGCCGCCCUGGCCGCCCGGCCUGGCCCCGCUGAAGGCCGUGGAUGACUUGCUGCGCUGCGGGAUUUGCUUCGACUACUUCAGCAUCGCCGUGAUCAUCCCGCAGUGCUCGCACAGCUAUUGUUCCCUUUGUAUCCGCAAGUCUUUGUCCUACAAAACACAGUGUCCGACGUGCUGUGUGGCAGUCUCAGAAUCUGACCUGAAGAACAACCGGAUUUUAGAUGACCUAGUGAAGAGCUUUAAUUCUGCAAGGCAGCAGCUGUUGCAGUUGGUGUUGGAAGCUCCCCCAGUUCCAUCCCCCCUGGCCCACAGCCAGCGUCCAGCUGAGAGCCACUGCAGCCCAGUUUCUCAGCCAGAGUCUACAGAGGUGCCAGGGGUUGACAGCUCCUUGGGAAAGGACAAAGUCUGCACCUCCACAAAGGCAUGGUGGACUGGUCAGAAGAGUUUCCAAACCGAGGAACAGCAUGACCUACACAGCACUUCUGCAGAGGCUGCUGGCAAAGACAGCCAAGUGAGAUCACAGGAGGUUCCUGGCUGCACCCAAAGUCAUGAAAAGCCUUCUACGUCUGUGCUCAAAGGAGACAGGAAAGUGGAAUGUCCUGUCUGUGAGGUUGCUAUUCUGGAGCAAUACAUAAACAAACAUCUGGAUAGCUGCUUGAGCAGAGAGGAGAAGAAGGAGAGCCUGCGAAGUUCUGAUCACAAAAGGAAGCUGAUGUCCAAAGUUGUCUAUAACCUGCUGUCGGAUCGAGAUCUGAGGAAGAAGCUCAAGGAGCAUGGUCUGUCUACCUCUGGGACCCGCCAGCAGCUCAUUAAGAGACACCAGGAGUUUGUGCACAUGUACAAUGCUCAGUGUGACUCCCUGAACCCCAAGUCAGUUGCAGAGGUUGUUAAAGAGCUGGAGAAGAACGAGAAGAUUCGGGUUCAGCUGGAGUGUAAUAAACCUGGUGAGAAUAGCUUGACCUUCACAAAGGACCAGACAGAGGAAGAAAUUGAUGAGAUCCACACUGAAUAUCGAAACAAACACAGAAGUGAAUUCAAGUUCCUGGUGGAUCAAGUAAAUAAACGGUGGAAGAAAACGGGUGAGAGGAAAGCAGAGAGUGCUCAAAACAAAGAGGAAGUUGCUGUCAGAGAGCUGCCAGCAGCCACAGCAGUUGCCUUUGUAUUUAACUGGGAAUUGCAGCAUGGGAAAGGAAGAAGGCAGUCAUGGCCUGAUGAACCUGGGGGAGAGGAUCCCACAGCUGCUGUCCCUGGAGAGGCCCAAGCACUCCAGUCAGAAAUUCCUGAUGGCCGAAGAAGUGACUCUCCCAGCGUGAAGGGGUGGCAGAGAUCAGCCUCUCCUGAGCUCUCCCUGUCAUCUGGCUCAACAAGCAGCACCAAUUCAGACAUUCUGACAGACAUGGAAGGGUCUGAGACAUGUUCAACGUCCUCUGACAGCAGCAGCUCCGUGGCCCUGACAGGGAACAAGAGGAAGCUGCGGCAGCCGCGCGUCCCCGGGGACAGCGGGACCGUGCCCCGGGGCAAGAGGAAGAGGAGCUAGCACUGCAGGAGUGCCCAGCCAGCCUGGGAACACCCCUGGCUUCUGCCCGUUCUCUGAGUCCCUGGGUACUGAGUAAAAUGCUGUAUUUUCACAUCACUGCCACUCCAGCUGCCUUAAUGACCAGGCUGGUGCGUUUGCCCCAGCCCUGGGGCUGCUGAUGGCUGAGGUUGGGCACAGAGUGCCAGGGCCCUGUGGGAGCCUGACCUGGCUCCUGGGCCCCAGUUCCUCUCUGCUGCAGCACUGGGCUGUGCUGCCACUGUUGUGCUUGCAUCCUGGCCCCUCAUGUGCCCUCCUGGAAGCAGCUGCAGGAUGGUGUUUUGUUUGGGGGUGGGCAGGGACUGGGGCCCCAGUUCCUGGCACAGCCAGGGGAGGGGGGGACCAAGAGAUGCAGGGAGAUUCUGCCCUACACUAACAGGCUUUUUUAUAUAUGUCUGUGUAAACUUACUCAGUAUGAUGUGUCAUUAUUUCAGUUUGAAGUCCUGAAACUGGAAAGAAGUCGAAAGGUUGUUGGACAUGAACUAUUUUAGCUUUCAAGCAAAUAAUAGUUACAUUGAAAAGUCUGAUCUUCCUUAGGAGGUGGUGGGAUUUUGUGGUGCAAGAAAACGAAGGAAAUGCAAGAAACCUGAACACCAGAGAAGGCUCUGAAAAAUAAAGCUUGUAAGCAAAAUAUGAAAAUA
This is a messenger RNA of Passer domesticus (house sparrow), 2332 nucleotides long. It is a transcript of the gene RAD18, whose product is annotated as RAD18 E3 ubiquitin protein ligase. Gene Ontology annotation, biological process: DNA damage tolerance; protein monoubiquitination. Gene Ontology annotation, molecular function: ubiquitin protein ligase activity; single-stranded DNA binding. The record is from RefSeq and is a predicted model, not a curated record. Gene Ontology annotation, cellular component: Rad6-Rad18 complex; nucleus. The coding region runs from base 108 to 1655 and encodes 515 amino acids. The transcript is spliced from 14 exons. Lineage: Eukaryota; Metazoa; Chordata; Aves; Passeriformes; Passeridae.